AAAUGAUCAUAACAAUAAAACCAAAACCCUGGUUUAAAGUUUAAAAGUUUGUAAACUUACUUGGAUCGUUUAGUUUCUUCGUAUCUAUAGGUAUUUUUCAUUCUGGUGACCAGCAAUGGGGCUCUUUCAAGCCUUGACUCGCCGCAAGUCCUUGGCAUUGGUGAUGAGUGAACCUUCACAGCUGGGCAAGGUGCUGUCAACCUUUGACCUGAUCGCUCUAGGUGUGGGCACAACACUGGGUGUGGGAGUUUAUCUCAUUCCAGGAGGGGUAGCUAGAGAUAGUGCAGGACCUGGAGUUGUUCUAUCCUUCUUCUAUGCAGCUGUAGCUUCCAUGUUAGCAGGUCUGUGCUAUGCUGAAUUCGGGGCAAGAGUGCCCAAAGCAGGCUCCGCAUACAUUUACAGCUAUGUAACUGUUGGAGAGUUCAUUGCUUUUAUUAUUGGCUGGAAUCUCAUCAUAGAAUACAUAAUUGGUGCAGCCAGUGUUGCUAAGGCAAGCAGUGUGUAUUUGGACGCUCUAUUUGACUAUGCUAUGGCAGAUUACUUCAAAUCUAUGUUCCCAGUAAAUCUACCUUUUUUGUCGGAAUAUUUUGAUAUGUUUGCAUUCGCUAUUUCAGUCGUUGUAUGCUUUGGACUUGCCGUGGGCCUGAAGGAGUCAAUAAUCCUUAACAAUCUUCUCUCAACUGUCAACUGCGGGAUCGUCAUCUUUGUCAUUGUUCUGGGCAGUUUUUAUGCUGAUUUCCAGAACUGGAAGCUGCCCAAGACCAUAGUACCAGUUGGGUAUGGUAGCGGAGGAUUCCUACCAUAUGGUAUUGUAGGCACCCUACAAGGAGCUGCCACAUGUUUCUAUGGUUUUGUUGGAUUUGAUGUCAUUGCUACUUCAGGAGAGGAAGUACGUAAUCCCAGGAGAGCCAUUCCUAUAUCCAUCAUAGCCUCUCUGUUCAUCUGCUUCCUGGCGUACUCUGGAGUGUCUACAGUGUUGACUCUUAUGUGGCCUUACUACCUCCAGGAUGAGGAAGCCCCAAUACCAUAUGUAUUUGCUGAGCUCAACCUAGAGUGGGCCAAAUGGAUAGUUACUUUUGGAAGUCUUUUUGGAUUCGGAGCCAGCUUAUUCGGAGGUCUGUUUCCCCUCCCGAGGAUCAUCUACUCCAUGGCCCAAGACGGACUGCUGUUUGAGUGGCUUGGACAGGUUCAUCCAAAGUUCAAGACUCCCUUCAUUGGUACAAUCGUCUCAGGAGUAAUAACAGGUUUUAUGGCGGCUGUAUUUAGCCUUAAACAUCUGAUGCAGCUCAUGUCAAUGGCUACAUUGGUCUGCUACAUCAUAGUAGCAAUGGCAGUGCUUAUACUGAGAUAUCGCCAGGAGGGAGAUUUCAUAGAGGGAGGACUCUCUGACAGUGAAAACUCUCCUCUGCUGGCGUCCAAGUCUAAACAGACACAGGCCGAGAGCAGAUUUGACCCAACCAAACCUCCAUUCACACAUGUGCCUUUCAUGGUCUACCUGCUCACGUUCCUAUGUAUACUGUUGGUGAUGGGGUUGAUUCAUAUCCAGCAUAUGCCCUCGGAUAGUGACCCAGGCCUGUGGUCGUACUUCUGUGUAGUCCUCGUACUUCUGAUAGGUCUCAUGCUGGCCUGCUUCCAGGGAAUGCCUCAUGGCACUUCUUCCAUCAUGUUUCAGGUGCCUGGUCUACCUCUGACUCCGACAAUCAGCAUCUUCCUGAACCUCUACUUCAUGUUCAUUAUGGAGUUUGACACCUGGAUACGCUUCAUACUGUGGAUGAUUGUUGGAUUACUCAUCUACUUCUUUUAUGGACUGAAACACAGUAAAGCAAAUAAUGAAUCUGACAAGCCAAUCUACGAACGGCUUCAGAACAGUGACUAGUCUAAAUGUUAGGUUUUGUUUUGUCUUACUACAAUUUGUAAGUACAAGUUUGUUACAUCUUUGUUUGUUAAGAAUUUUUUUUAACAUCGACCUUUUACUAGCCAAUAUUUUGCUUUAGCAGUAUUAAACUUGGGAGGAUCUGGUGUAUUAUUAAGUGAUAAGCAAGUGAUCAUUUUAUACCAGGCAUAAUCUGAUAAAAUAAUAAUUCUUUAUUUUAUGUUUUAUCAAAAUUUAUAAGCAGGAGUUUAGUCUAUUAGUCUAUUGUAUUUACAACACAUUUUGCAUGUAGGC
This is a messenger RNA of Macrosteles quadrilineatus (aster leafhopper), 2167 nucleotides long. Its product is annotated as cationic amino acid transporter 2-like. Gene Ontology annotation, biological process: transmembrane transport; amino acid transport. Bases 116 to 1876 code for a protein of 586 amino acids. Lineage: Eukaryota; Metazoa; Arthropoda; Insecta; Hemiptera; Cicadellidae. Gene Ontology annotation, cellular component: plasma membrane. The record is from RefSeq and is a predicted model, not a curated record. The transcript has 15 exons. Gene Ontology annotation, molecular function: amino acid transmembrane transporter activity.